Molecule: messenger RNA, 582 nt
Organism: Trichoderma virens Gv29-8
Lineage: Eukaryota; Fungi; Ascomycota; Sordariomycetes; Hypocreales; Hypocreaceae
Exons: 2
Coding region: 1-582 (193 amino acids)
Source: RefSeq, a predicted model, not a curated record
AUGGUGGGCAACGAGCCGAUAGGAGUGAAUUUCAAGAAGGUUCCCAAGGAGGAAGUGGCCGCCCUAGAGGCCCAAGGCUGGGAAGUGUACUCUGUCAUGACCAAGAGUGACUGGCGACCUGGUCAGCUGAUCGGACAAAAUGGAUCGGAUCCUGCAACCUUGGCCAAAUCACCCUCCUUUGCGCCGCCCGACCGUCAUAAAGAGGCAACCGAUCGUCGUUCAGCCACAUCGACUGGGCACGUUUUGCUAUAUCAACGACCUGCAGGCGUCUGUGCCGGCUGGGGUGGCUAUGAUGACUACACUCAAUGGCAAUCUUUCGGCCGUCGAAUCCACAAAGACAUGGUAGAAAAGCAGGAGUGGUCGACAGAUCCAAUGAAGCCAGUUCAAUUUGUUGACGAGUCGGGUGAGGUUGCACAAACUAUUACCAUCCCCUUCGAUCGAGAGGACCUGCCUUCUCAACCUCGGAACCUUGCCUCACUGUAUGACAAGCUCAACCCCACAGACAGUCAGAAACCGAGGGCAGCGAAAAGGAAGAAGACUUGGCAGAUCGUCGAAAGCAAAAAGCCUCGGCAACAGCUCUAA